Molecule: messenger RNA, 666 nt
Organism: Prorocentrum cordatum
Lineage: Eukaryota; Dinophyceae; Prorocentrales; Prorocentraceae
Source: the annotation of a GenBank genome assembly
AUGGACACCUGCAUGCAGCAGCAGUCCAGGGGAGCGGGGGGUGCUGCGGUCCCGGCCACCGCUGAGAAGCAGGAUGCUGGCCGGCGCCCGGGCCUGGCAAGGGCUCCGUGGCGCGCGGUCAAGAGGCGCAGCAGCGGCAAGGCGAGGGAGGUCACAGAGUACCGGGAGGCUGUGCAGGGCGGUCCGGCUGGAGGUAAAGACCGCUGGGAUGAGCCAGCGGCAAGACAACUCGACGUACCCGACGCGCCCAGCAGCGUGAAUGACAAGACCGAGCAUGUCUACGACAGAGGCGACAUGAAGGUAGAGCGUGUCGGGUGCAACCUGAACGAGUCCACCUACCCGUCGGGAGUGUGGGAGGUGACGCAGAAGGCAAAGAUCAGGGGGGCCAUCUCAAAGAGCAAAGGCAAGGAACACUGCGGCACAAGCCGUCUCCCUCGGCGCACUUCUCCAAUGAGGUCUUCAGCAUCCAACGGCACCAAGGGCGAGGUCGGCACUGUCUCCUACUGGCGUACCCCCAAGAUCGACGAGCGCUUCCGUGUGCUCCAGGAGUUCUGGGCCACGCUGAUACAGGGCGAGGGGCCGACAAACCCGAAGGUGAAGCCUUCUCCAGAGCCGUCCUCGAGCAGUUCGUACUCGACGUCGGAGGAGAAUUCGGAUGAAUCGUGA